Messenger RNA from Limulus polyphemus (Atlantic horseshoe crab), 873 nucleotides. RefSeq names its product dynein heavy chain 10, axonemal-like. Gene Ontology annotation, cellular component: dynein complex. The record is from RefSeq and is a predicted model, not a curated record. NCBI's taxonomy places the organism in Eukaryota, Metazoa, Arthropoda, Merostomata, Xiphosura, Limulidae. The transcript has 4 exons. Bases 1 to 873 code for a protein of 290 amino acids. Gene Ontology annotation, molecular function: minus-end-directed microtubule motor activity; dynein intermediate chain binding; dynein light intermediate chain binding. Gene Ontology annotation, biological process: microtubule-based movement.
AUGGUUUUGAUGAGAGCAUUAAGAGACAUGAAUUUACCCAAGUUUGUUUUCGAGGAUGUACCCUUAUUUCUGGGUCUAAUUAGUGACCUAUUUCCUGGACUGGACUGUCCUCGAGUACGUUAUCCAAAGUUCACUGAUACUGUGGAAAAAAUCCUAAAGGAAGAUAAAUAUAUCUUAUCACCUGAUCAGGUAGACAAAGUAAUUCAGAUGUAUGAAACCAUGAUGACACGACAUACAACCAUGAUAGUUGGACCAACUGGGGGAGGAAAAUCUGUGGUCAUUAAAACUUUGAUCAAGACUCAGAUUAAGCUAGGAACUCCAACCAAAGUUCAUACUUUAAAUCCCAAGGCUGUCAGCGUGGUUGAGCUUUAUGGUAUUCUUGACCCUUUGACCAGAGAUUGGACAGAUGGACUUCUGUCAUCAAUAUUCAGGGAGAUUAAUCGUCCUACAGAACGAGACGAACGACGCUACAUCUUGUUUGAUGGAGAUGUUGAUGCUCUUUGGGUAGAAAAUAUGAACUCUGUGAUGGAUGAUAAUCGACUUUUGACACUAGCUAAUGGGGAAAGAAUAAGACUUCAAAAGCAUUGUGCUUUGUUGUUUGAGGUUGGUGACUUACAAUAUGCUUCUCCAGCUACUGUUUCUCGCUGUGGCAUGGUCUAUGUAGACCCUAAGAACCUAGGUUAUCACCCAUAUUGGGAACGAUGGCUUUUGAACCGAGAUUCUGAAUAUGAACAAAAGGAAUUUGGGGACCUAUUUGACAAAUAUGUUCCGGACUGUUUGGAUUUUAUUUUAGAAGGUGUGGUUCAUGGUAGACCAGUCGGACCUCGACUCAAGACUAUUGUACAUUGCACUAGUCUAAACAUGGUAAGAUGA